AUGUCUCGAGUACUCACAUCAUCUUUUAGGCUUAGAGCCUUCUUUUCAAACAUAAUUUUUACACGAUCAUUCUCAACGGCGGCAUUAAAUAAUUCAUCAAAACCUGAGCAUGUCCGAGCGUUUAAGAAACCAAUUCAAUUCGGUGUGAAAGAAAGACCCGAUCUCAAUAAACCCGUUCAUGUCAAACCAAGUCUAUUAGAAAGAUCAAAAAGACUACUUGAUCCGGCUGCAAAUGCUGAAACGAGAGAGAAAUUAAUAGCAGAAUUCAAAGUGUCAUAUUGGAAGGAUUUCCAUGAAUUAAGAAACGAAGGUGAAAAGGUAUGGAAUGCGGAUGAUAAACUUAUACAAAUUGAUAAAGCCCUGUACAUGCCUAAUGUAAAAGGUAGCACCUUGUCAAAAGCUAAUGUAGACACUACAAGUCUUCUCAGAGGCAAAAUAUCUCUGCUUGUUGGUUGCUUCAAUAGGUUUGGAGAGCAACAAUUGCAUUCAUUUACCGAUCCUUUCUUGAAAACAUUUUCGAACAAGCCCAACAUUGGCCUUGUUGAGUUAAACAUGCUGCACAAGUUCAUUAAUAAAUUAAUUUUGAAACUAUCCAUGCCUUACCUUAGAAGCAACACACCAAUGGCUCGCCACAACUCGUAUGUGAUCGUUUCGGAAGAUAUCGAGUUCAUUAGGAAAGCUCUUCACAUGACAAAUGUUCAUCGCGGCUAUGCCUUUCUCAUUGAUCCUGAUUGUCGGAUACGGUGGGCAGCCCAUGGGAAUGCAACAGAACAAGAAGUCCGAACAAUGUUGAAUUUGACAAACUUAUUAGAACAGCAGUGUUGA
Messenger RNA from Paraglomus occultum, 825 nucleotides. The record is from the annotation of a GenBank genome assembly. Lineage: Eukaryota; Fungi; Glomeromycota; Glomeromycetes; Paraglomerales; Paraglomeraceae.